AUGCGAACAAAGAAGGAAAACAAAUUUGUUUCAAAGUUGGAAACCUCUUGCACUCUGCCACAUGAAUUGGAUUUCCUUCCCAAAAGGCGAAUUAUUGCCCUCACUAAUGAUCCGGAGGUGGUUGAGAAGUGCAUUCAAUCUGGUGCAGUGGCUGCUGGGGGAGCAGACAUCUUGGGUCGUCUGGAAACGGGUGGUUUUCAUUGGGAUGAAUAUGAUGAUAUAGUCGCCCAUCCAGAUUUCGUUGAUUCCAUCAACAAAGUACGAAAAAUUCUUCAGAAUCGAAUGCCAAGCGUUAAAAAUGGUGAGUUAUUUUCUCAAUUGUUACAAAUUCGUUGUAUUAACGUUAUAGGUUAUUUUAAGUUUGUUCUAACUUAUAGUGCGCGCAUUUUAAUGAUUCUUUAUACAUAUUUACCACCAAUGUCAUCAUUUAUGCAUACACUGUUUUUUAAGCAUUUUACUUUUGACAAGUAUGACAAAGUUGCAAUUAUUUAUUUAUUU
Messenger RNA from Rodentolepis nana, 498 nucleotides. NCBI's taxonomy places the organism in Eukaryota, Metazoa, Platyhelminthes, Cestoda, Cyclophyllidea, Hymenolepididae. The record is from the annotation of a GenBank genome assembly.